AUGACGACAUUCGUUAAUACCAUUCCAAAAAUUAGAGAUGCUCUUCAAGCAACCUUCCGUAGCGGAUUGACGCGUCCCUUACCCUGGCGUCAGCACCAGCUAUACCAGCUUGCACGCAUGGCGCAGAAUGAACGCGAGCUCAUUUGCGAUGCCCUAUGGAAAGACCUCGGAAAGCCAAAAACAGAAGUCCUGUCGAAUGAAUUGGACAACGUCAUCGAUAGAGCUGUGAAGAGUGCAGAGCGGCUCCCAGAGUGGGCCAAGCCUGAACAUCCUGAGGUGGUUGAUCGGAUAUACAAGGCUCCGAAGGGCACUCUCUUGGAGGAAAUCAUGCCGAAGUACCUCGACCCGAAUAUGUACCGUAUUGUUAACGGUGGUAUCCCUGAAACUUCAAAGCUUCUGGAGCUUCAAUGGGACCAUAUUUUCUACACGGGGAAUGGCAAGGUCGCUAGGAUCGUUGCCAGCGCUGCAGCUAAGCACCUGACGCCACUGACACUGGAAUUAGGAGGAAAGAGUCCUCUGGUCAAGGCAUUGCAAAAGCAUUAUAACGCAUUCUUCCCAAAUGCUGCGCUGGAUUCGCCAUCGUUUGGUAGUAUCGUGUCACAUUUGCACCACAAUCGCCUCACUUCACUUCUUUCCCGCACAAAGGGUGAAGUCGUUCUUCCGGGUCGCGCUGACGCUGCGAGGAAGAGACUCGAACUCACCAUUGUCAAGAAUGUUGCGGACGGCGAUUCCUUGCUAGAAGAAGAACUCUUUGGCCCGAUAUUGCCUAUCGUGCCCGUGGAUUCUCUUGAUCAGGCAAUUAACUUUGUUAAUGCAUGUCCUGUACCUUUUAGUGACAACAAGGGCUUGAAGCAACGGCUUAUCUCGGAAUCACGGAGCGGUGGUAUUGUUUUCAACGACACCUUGCAACAGUUCGCAGUGAGUGAACUACCGUUUGCGGGAGUGGGCGAGUCAGGCUACGGAUCCCAAUUUUCGAAAUAUACAUACAAUACGUUCACGCAGCUUCGUAGUUCUAUCGACAUGCCGAGAGAGUGA
Molecule: messenger RNA, 1035 nt
Organism: Suillus bovinus
Lineage: Eukaryota; Fungi; Basidiomycota; Agaricomycetes; Boletales; Suillaceae
Product: aldehyde dehydrogenase
Exons: 10
Coding region: 1-1035 (344 amino acids)
Biological process (GO): aldehyde metabolic process
Cellular component (GO): cytoplasm
Molecular function (GO): aldehyde dehydrogenase (NAD+) activity
Source: RefSeq, a predicted model, not a curated record